Molecule: messenger RNA, 1056 nt
Organism: Ilex paraguariensis (yerba mate)
Lineage: Eukaryota; Viridiplantae; Streptophyta; Magnoliopsida; Aquifoliales; Aquifoliaceae
Source: the annotation of a GenBank genome assembly
AUGGUCCGAGUAGUGUAUUUUCUUCUCCUCCUCGCCUUCAUCUUCACCUCCUCACAGGCAAGUUCCAUUGUUUCACGGCCCCAACCUCUCCCAUCCUUCAACCUCUUACUCAACCCUACCAAGAAUGAGAGCUGUUCUUACACGGUGAACGUAACCACAAGCUGCUCUUCACCCAAGCGCACGACUGACCAUAUCAGUCUCUCCUUUGGCGAUGGUGAUGGCAACCAGGUUUUUGUACCGAUGCUAGAAGAUCCGUUUCCAGGAACAUUUGACCAGUGUUCAAUAGACACGUUUCUGGUAUCCGGACCGUGUACAUCCCAGAUAUGUUAUUUGUAUCUCUACAGGAUUGGCAAUGACGGUUGGAAACCAGAAUCUGUGGAGAUAGAGAAUACAAAAGAGUUCAUAAUAGUAGCAGUGUCCCACCACCAUUGGCGACAAAAUAUACAAGACUCUUCGGCCUUUAUAUCUAUUUUUUCUGCAAUUCGUCAAAGAGGAGUGGUUUUGUGGAAAAUGGUCCGAGUGGUGUAUUUUCUUCUCCUCCUCGCCGUCAUCUUCACCUCCUCAAGUGCAAGUUCCAUUGUUUCAUGGCCCCAACCUCUGUCAUCCAUUAAAGUCAACACUACCCAGAAUCUGGGUGCCUGUUCUUACACGGUGAUUAUAACCACAAGCUGCUCUUCACCCAAGUACACGUAUGACCAGAUCAGUCUGGCCUUUGGGGAUGCUUAUGGCUACCAGGUUUAUGUACCGAGGCUAGAUGAUCCGUCUUCAAGAACAUUUGAGCAAUGUUCAAUAGACACGUUUCAGUUAUCCGGACCAUGUACAUACCAGGUAUGUUACUUGUAUCUCUACCGGAGUGGCUAUGACGGUUGGAAACCAGAAUCUGUGGAGGUCUAUGGAUCUUAUUCGAAUCCUAUUACCUUCUACUACGGUGUAUUAAUACCCAGUGAUGUUUGGUAUGGGUUCGAUUACUGUAGUGGAUCAUAUCGUGCUUCGGCCUCCAAAUCAACAAUGAAGUGGGCACUGAUUUUUGUAUUUGCAAUGUUGUUUGGUAUGUAG